AUGCUUGAAUAUGAUACUUCACCAUGGCCGGUAAAAGACAUCGUCUAUACCGCCAUAGUAGGCUCAGUAAUGAUUGCCGCAUUUCUCGAAUGGUUUCUCUGGCUGGCAGCCUUCCUGUAUUGUCUAGUCAAGGUCUUCCAGAAAGCUGAGCACUGGUCUGUUCGGGUUUUGGCAACAGUAGUCGCAAUCGUCUUCACACUCUUGAGAGCCAUCUACCUCCCCAUUAUGGUUGUGACUCUUCCUCUUCCACCAGGGGUCACCCAAUAUUUCCCUCUACAAAUGGUCACCAUCCUUCAAUGGUUCGGAUUUUGGUCCUUCGCAGCUCUUUUGACGAUUCCAUGGCUUUUCUGCGUAUACCAAAUUGUAACGCAUUCCCUGGGACGGACGAAACGCAUAAAACAAGUGUUGGAUGAGCACUCGGCGCCAAAGGUUGUGAUUGUCAUGCCAUGCUAUAAGGAAGAACCGGAUAUUUUGGUGACGGCUAUCGAUUCAAUCGUGGACUGCGACUACCCUCCUUCUUGUAUCCACGUAUUUCUUUCCUUUGAUGGCGACCAAGAAGAUGAGUUAUACCUCAAGACGAUUGAAGCACUAGGCGUUCCGCUAUCUCUGGACUCUUACCCAAAAAGUAUUGACGUUACCUAUCGAACUGCCCGCAUUACGGUUUCUCGAUUUCCUCACGGUGGAAAGCGACAUUGCCAAAAGGCCACUUUCAAGUUGAUUGAUAAGGUUUAUACCGAAUAUUUGAAGCGCAAUGACAACCUCUUCAUUCUUUUCAUCGACUCUGAUUGUAUCUUGGAUCGCGUUUGUCUCCAGAAUUUCAUGUACGAUAUGGAGCUGAGCCCGGGGAAUACUAGAGAUAUGCUCGCAAUGACAGGAGUUAUUACAUCCACCACGAAAAAACACAGUCUAAUCACUCUGCUCCAGGACAUGGAAUACAUUCAUGGCCAGCUGUUUGAGCGAACGGUUGAGUCAGGUUGUGGUUCCGUCACGUGUCUACCAGGAGCUUUAACGAUGUUGCGAUUCUCGGCUUUCCGCCGCAUGGCCAAGUAUUACUUUGCUGACAAGGCUGAACAAUGCGAUGACCUUUUCGAUUACGGUAAAUGCCAUCUGGGCGAGGAUAGAUGGCUGACCCAUCUUUUCAUGAUUGGUGCAAAGAAGAGAUAUCAGAUUCAAAUGUGUACCUCUGCAUUCUGCAAGACCGAAGCCGUGCAAACGUACGGAUCUCUGAUCAAGCAGCGUCGUCGAUGGUUCUUGGGAUUUAUCACCAAUGAGGUUUGUAUGUUGACUGACAUCAGAAUCUGGAAAAGAUAUCCAAUUUUGGCUGUCGUCCGAUUUAUGCAAAAUACGAUCCGAACAACUGCUUUACUUUUCUUCAUCAUGGUACUCUCGAUCAUUACUACUACAAAGAAAGUUCAGGAUCUUCCCGUUGGAUUCAUUGGUAUUUCACUGGGCCUCAACUGGUUGAUGAUGAUCUACUUUGGUGCUAAGCUCAGACGUUUCAAGAUUUGGCUCUACCCCUUGAUGUUCAUCAUCAAUCCAUUUUUCAAUUGGUAUUACAUGGUUUAUGGUAUAUUCACCUGUGGACAACGAACCUGGGGUGGACCUCGAGCAGAUGCCGGAGCUGCUGAUUCAACCACAACUCCACAGCAAGUGAUCGAAGCUGCCGAACAGGCUGGGGAUGAUCUCAAUGUUAUUCCUGAAACAUUCAAGCCUGCGGCCGAAGCUCGAAACAACCAAAUUGUCCGCCGCCCGACCCUCCCACUGUUACCUCCAAACCGUCUCGAAGGUCGUUUCGCUGCUGCAGAAAGACUCCCGGGUGGAUGGUAUGAACAAGUCAAUGAUUCUCUUAACAGCGUUGCUGCCGGCCGUGUUUUAGCAUCAGGACGAACCCCAAUGGCAUCUAGAGAAUCUUUUGACAGCUAUGUCUCUGGAUUUACUGGUACGAAUUCUGUGUACAUGCCGAGACGAGUGGAAAGUAUCAUGGGAGAAGAGGACAGAAAGAAGUAUGAGAUUGCUCAAGCCAACCAAAAGGCACCAGCUGGAGCGUACUAUAAUCAGGGAUAUGUCUACGAAAUCCCUGAUGGAUUGGAGCCCAAGGGGUUUCAAGAUUCAGUAGAAUCUUUGGGGUCCUUGGAAGGAACCACAUCCAAUUCUUUAGCAGUUCCCCAAGCAUCUUCGUACAGGAAUGGACGAAGUCCUUUGGGCCGUAUGUCUUUAAUACGUUCCAACUCGAGAGAUGAAUCAAUUGAGCUAGAAGAUCAUCGUUCGGACAGUUCAACCUCCCCAGAACCGAAGCCACAACACCGGGGAUAA
Messenger RNA from Sclerotinia borealis F-4128, 2313 nucleotides. Lineage: Eukaryota; Fungi; Ascomycota; Leotiomycetes; Helotiales; Sclerotiniaceae. The record is from the annotation of a GenBank genome assembly.